Molecule: messenger RNA, 540 nt
Organism: Auanema sp. JU1783
Lineage: Eukaryota; Metazoa; Nematoda; Chromadorea; Rhabditida; Rhabditidae
Source: the annotation of a GenBank genome assembly
AUGCAUCUCUCUAAGGGAAGUUCAAAGGUAAUUAAUUUCAUCCAUGUAGAGACUGCAACUCUAAUCUUGCUAAUUUGUGAGUGGUUUACUUGGAUACUUUACUUACAUAUAUUGAUGAAUCGGGCAGAAAAUUGGGCAAACGUAGAUUUUAAUUUAUUAGUAGCUGGCCUCACUGCUUAUGGAGUUGUGCUGCUUCUGUCCUCCAUAGGAUUUAAAAAAAAAUGUCGGAACUUGUUCCAACUGCUAAUAUUUCUGCAGUUUGUGCGUCUCUGGGGCUUCACUGGAAUAGUUUUGAGUGAAGCUGCUGCCUUGCGGAACGAUUUAUACUAUGGUAUUGCGUUCUACAUGUACUAUGCGUUUAUUUUAAUAGUAUUCUAUGGGGAAAUGUAUUUGUCCUUAAAAUACUUCCGUUAUUUAGGUUCGUUCGAUGAGCAAAUUUCACCAGCUGUUAAGAUUGAUCUUUUCACGCAGAAUAUGUUUCAAUCACCAGUUCCUGGGAAUGUUGAAGUAGAGAGAGCAAAUUUGAGAACUAUUAAAUAG